GCUGCACCUCACACACUCAUCUCUCUCUCUCUUUCCGAGUCUCAUCGUCUCAUCCCCAUUGACAAAUCCAGUCUCAACUUCCCCAUUUUGAAAUUUACAACCAUCCAUCUUAACCUAUUCGCCACAAUAAUAAUUCCUUGCGGCAUUGUUUUAUUUAAGCCAUUGUUCCUCUCGUUUAGAUGAGAAAUGGUGGAAACACGACACGUUGCUCUGUGAAAAGAACAAGAAGUUGUGAAUUAAACAUUCGUUAAAGUUUAACAAGACUGUCGAUCUUUUCUUGGUCGUCGGGGGAAAUCUCGUCGACUUUCGCUGGAGAAAGAAGCAUAAGAGACAAAAGUCUCACCCGUGUCAAGUCACCCCAUGAAGACGAACUACUUAGAGAGUCAACGUCUGCAUAGUAUAUGAUUAUACGGGGGUUGGUUAUUCAUGAUUUAAUAUUAUCUCCGUCUGACUCGGCCACCAUAUUAAAAGUCAAGAAGAAGAAGAAGGAAGAGAAGACUGCUGGAGAGUUGAGACAGCGAAAACUGAAACUUUGAAGACUUUGAGACAGACGCUCUGUCUCCUCUGCCCGACGUACCGGACCAGUUCCAAUUAGUUUCACAAUUAAUAACUUAAAGAUCGUCUGUUCUAGAAGGAGAGGCAAAGUUUUUGGCUGGAUCCAUCCGGUUCAUAUUAUUCCGUAAGCGAGAAGAAAAACCCUAAAUCUGUGUCAUACUUGGCGUCGUGGUAUCCAUUGAGAAACCAUUCAACCGAACCAAGCAGUGAACAAGAACUUUCAUGUUGGGACAGGAAAAUAUUACAAGACUUUAAACACCAGAACUGGUCUUUCCGCAUGAAUUCACUUCAACAUAAUAACAAUUAACGAUUCCACAACAACAACAGCGAACCAAUCAAGAAGAAUUGACUCGAAGGAGGAAGGAAGCUGCAUACAAGAAGGCAUAAGCUAUACGACGACGAUUCAAAAUCCCGAAACAAAGACUAAUUUGGGUCACUUGCAGCUGUGUACGGACAUCUCUACUCACAAUUAUUGUUUGCAGAAACGGAUGUUGUUGUGUCACAAGAUAAGCCACAAUGGAUCAAGAAGAAUCAGCUAAAAACCACUACCACUCAGCCGGCUUUCCCUCCUCCUCCUCGUCGGCGUCUCAUGCCACACCCGGAUUCCAUUCACGGAUUCUUCGGGAGGCUCUGCAUUGGGGAAACGAGAGUCUUAAGAUGAGUCUCCAGUCGUCGGAUUUCCUCAUUCCUGGCGGCGAGGGAGUGGGCAAAGGGAGUGGAAACCCGCUUUUGGAUUAUGGGGAGCAGACCGAAGAGGAAUUUGCGAGCCCUUCCACCUGGAACAAUGUCUCCUCAGCUAUGGGGCUUCUCAACCAAACCGACUUCAUGAUGGGUGGAGACAACGACAGCUUUGCAGAACCAUACUUUCCCCACUACAUUCGAACCACCUCCACCCUGCUUUGCGGAAUCAUCCUCUUCAUCGGGAUCGUGGGCAACCUCCUCGUUCCCGUCGUCGUCUGGAAGAACAAAGAACUUCGAAGUUCCACAAACAUCUUUCUAGUCAAUCUCAGCGUGGCGGAUCUUCUCAUCCUCCUCGUUUGCAUGCCACCCGUUCUGGUGGAACUCCACUCAAAACCUGAAGUUUGGGUUCUGGGGGCUGCCAUGUGCAAACUGGUUCCAUUUGCAGAAUUGUCAGUUGCCCACGCGUCAGUCCUGACAAUUCUGGCGAUAAGUUUGGAACGCUAUAUCGCGAUCUGUCGACCCCUGCGUGCCAACUACACUUGCACGAAACACAGGGCGGUCGCCCUCUGCAUCGCUAUUUGGAUCAUUGGCUUCGUGGCGACAAGCCCAAUGUUGGCAAUAGCGCAACACAAAACUCUGCGCUACAUUGACAGGUCGAUCCACAACGCCUGUCUCACCCAAGCCCACAACUUCUGGGCGCAGCUUUACUUUCUCUCCUCCAUCGUCAUCUUCUUCUUCCUCCCACUCCUCACUCUCAUCGGGCUGUACUGGGUCAUCUCCAAGAAUCUCAUGUCCGACCCUUCCGGUGCCGGACGCUGCUGUCCCGACCAUCCAACAAUGAGGGCACGGCGACAGGUGGUGAUCAUGUUGGCAACAGUUGUAUUCUUUUUCUUCAUCUGUCUGCUCCCAUUCCGAGUUUUUACAAUGUACAUCAUCUUGGCUCCGGACUCGUGGGUGGAAAGCAUGGGGCAAGAGCUUUACUACAACGUUCUCUACUUUUGUCGAGUUAUGCUCUACUUGAAUUCCAGCAUCAAUCCAGUUCUCUACAACGUGAUGAGCUCCAAAUUUCGGGAAGCGUUCUUCAAAGUAUUGGGAUGUCCCGUGGGCAGUCAGAGACGAAAUCAGUGGUUGUGUCGUCAUCUGAGUCGGCAGUCGACUUUCACCACGUCGUCAACCCUACCCACGUCCAGUAUUAAGACGCAACAUUAUCAUCAUCACCACGGGAAAAGCUGUUGUGGAAAUGGAGAUUCUGUCCGGAUUCGUGAGCUGACCGGGGUCGGAGUCGUCAUUCCAGACCAACCAAAAAAUGGGCACUUUCAUGGAAAGCACGUGAGGGCACUGCGAGCUACAUCUGGGCCCUAUUAUCCAUCCAAUCAACCACCACCAAAGCGACAAUUGAGUACAGAUGCAGCCGUUGUUCACACUCAGGUUGUAAAUGUCAAGGAGAAAAAAAGUAUGAUCAGGGCCAACAGCGUUGUUUAAAAUCUGGACCAUAUCCCACAAACGUCCAGAUAUGAAACUAUUUUACAGCAUGUGUUUCAUGUGGAGGAAAGGUUUUGCAUUUGGGGGAUUGCUUCGAGAUUAAUUUGAUACGAAUACAAGUUGUGUCAGUUUAAUCGAUUAAAAAAAUUAAAAAAUCCGGACUUUGAGAAAUCGACAAAUUGCUACUCUUUUAACGUGGUCAAGAGUGAAAAUAUGUUGUUUGGUAAAUGUGCGCGUGGAAGUAUGCACAACUUUUGUUCUACAACCCGAAAUCCCUAUUAUUUUUAGGCAUACCUGAAAUCUGCAUAUAUUUAUCGCAAUUUGAGACCUGCUCCACAUUUCAUACGCUAUUGAGUACGCUAUGUGAGUUUGUUAUUUACAUGUAGUUUGUUAUUGACCCCUUAAUGUGAUAUGCAUAAAAUUCUAAGUAAUCACUGGAAUAAGGAUCAGAGUGGUCACUUUUCAGGUUGUAGAGCAAAAUUUCAUAAAAUGUCAUUGCAUAUUUUCACGAAUAUAUUUACCAAACAACAUACUUUUAUUUUUGACAACGUUAAAAAAUAAGUAACAAUUUAUCGAUUCCUCGAAGUCCGGACUUUUUAUCAUUUUUUAAAUUAAUUAAACUGACCUACUCCCUAUUAGCAUCAAAUUAAUCCCCAAGUAACCCCCCAAGUACAAAAACCUUGAUGUGGACGUAAUACCAAAAAUUAUCAUAAUUUAAACAAUUGGCUGUACCAUACAAGUCCAGAUCGCAUUAUCUCAAAUAUUUUUGAUCUUCGGAAAUGGAGCAAAUCCGUUUCCUGGCUUAGGCAUGAAUAUUAUUUUUCCUCCUCUGAAAUAUAAAUAUAUGUUCAAACUUUACAUAUGCCGACUACAUUCACGCAUUUCCACGAUUCCAAAUGUGUUACUCGUUUUCAUAAACCUUGCACUGUUGGUACAUUGUGUAAAUUAAGAAACAAUGAUCUCGUCGUUUUUAAUAUUUAUUUAGCUAUUUCAUUUUAUAAUGCUGUAGAAUUUACUGGAUGGAUCCCAGACAAAGAGACACGACAUGUUAGUUAAUACGUGAAGUUAAGCUUAAGCUGCUUCCAGAGUCAAAUGUCACAAAUCUGACCUAGUUCUCGUUUGUUUUGUGGUCUGUUUUUGUGCAGUUGUUCAGAGAGAGCGAGUAAAAAUGACAGACACAAAAGUAUAGAAGAGAAGGUUGAAGGCUGAUAAAAGGAAAAGUUGGAUCCACAGAAAUUACCUGCAUUAUUCUCAUUAUAAGGAGCUUUUAUUUGCCGAAAGGAAAUCUGCAAUCCCGUGGAUUGCUAGGAAAUAUAUAUGGAUGUGUAUCAUACUAGAUUUGAUGUGUUAUUAUCGUCGUAGUAGAUUAGCGUGUCUUGGUGUAUCUAUCAAAUAAAUAUCUAAAUGUUAGAUGAAGAAUUAUAACUGAAUCGUAUAGUUCUAGAAAGUGAAAGUUCUUACUUGUUAGCUUUUGUCGUAACCACAUGUUGAGUAUUACAAAAGUAUGUAUUAAGCUGUUGUUGUUGGUGAAAGUCAUAAGUCCCAAAAAAUAAUAUCAAACCAUGAUCGUGUACCUGCUUCACCCAUUUGAUAGAAACGUAGAUUAUUAUUAUAACAAAGGGUUAAUCACCUUCCUCCUCCUCGUAUUAUGAAUUGUGGUGGCUAUCUGCUGUGAAUGCAUAAAAGUGAGAGAUACUAUUGUUCUCUAAAUGGAAUUAUAUCACUUGAUACAUACAAACAAACAGUAUAUUUAGUGCAUAUGUACAUCUGAAUUAUCGAUUUGGGAGUUCAAAAAUGUAGUCCUUUGGAUUAAAUGAUAUGACAACGCUCUUAAUGAGUUCUCCUAUCUGUCAAUGUGUAUGGAACGGAUUUAAGUAAUAAUGGGAAAUUUAGAAGUAUAAAUUUGAAAAGGUAUGCCGGAUUAUGAAUUUGGGAAUAAGCUGUAUGCAUUACACUAGUGGUGCUAUUUUGGAAUUAAGAAAGACAAAAGGAACCUGAACUGUAUGCUUUACCUCAGCGGGGUUUAACUAAAAGGCAGGAAUUUAGAAAGAAUAAUGCAUGCAAAUGGGAAGAUAAUAUCGCGAUUGAAUUAAACGAUGAGGUUGUCACAAGUUAUGGAAAAAAUGGGUUUCGUAGCUGGCUAUAACUUAAUCCGUAUUCAUAUCAUAUCUCGUCACGUGCAAAUUAAUGUCCUAUAUUUAAAAAAGUGUAUGGUUUUAUCUCCUAUAUACAAUGAUGGUAAACAUAUGUGUGCUCUGUGUCUCUUGUCAUAAUAAGUACUUAAUUAAGCCAUUUAAAAGAUUGAUCUUUACAGACCCAAUUCGUAAAAACGUACAUAUAUUCUACAUACAAAUACUCGUAAUAUUGAUUAUCUGCAUGGAGAGUGCAUACAUAAUUGGCUUCAAACAUCCAGUGCAAAUUCUAUCCAUCAAGGAACAACAUAUAAUUGUCCAAAUAUUUGAUGAUGUUACUGUAAUAAAUCUAUGAUUGGUGUAAAAAUAUAUACGCGUAACUUUGUGACAAUAUGAGUAAUUGUAUUACAUAAUACCACAUAUGUAAAUACAUAUGUGUCGUAAUAACAGAAUUAAGAUAUUUAUGUAAUAAAACAUGUCAUGUUUGUUGUAGAUCAAAUCAGAUAGAAACUUGUUAAUUGAUUUGAUAUUUAUGAUAUUGAUGUAACGUUUUAAAAAGUUUUUCUAUACGCCGCAACUGGAUUUUUUCAGACGGACGAUGGUCAAGUGGAGAGAAUUAGUAUAUUUCAUAUCUUAAUUAUUUCAUUGUUCGCACACACAAAGUCAACAAAUGCUUUUUGGACCAAUAACGAAAGCUGCAUACAUUUAUACAAAAAAGAUUGUUCAGUUAUUUUCACACCUUAAAUUAUUACAUUGUUUUUUUCGUUAAUAUACAGUUCAUAAUUUAAAUGAAGUUGACUGUCUGUGCAGUCGAUAGUGAAUUUAUUGUUGUUCUCGUAAAAGUAUUUUGGUGUUGUAAUGAAGUUCUUAAAUAGUACAAUUAUUCCUAGACUGUAGAUCUUAUUGUUGUUAAAUGUGUUGCUGUUGUUACAAAUCAAAAUUGUCGUCUCAAUAAAUGUAUACGUACUUAAAGGGG
Folsomia candida is the source of this 5826-nucleotide messenger RNA. Its product is annotated as growth hormone secretagogue receptor type 1. Gene Ontology annotation, cellular component: plasma membrane. Gene Ontology annotation, biological process: G protein-coupled receptor signaling pathway. The coding region runs from base 1072 to 2718 and encodes 548 amino acids. The transcript has 6 exons. NCBI's taxonomy places the organism in Eukaryota, Metazoa, Arthropoda, Collembola, Entomobryomorpha, Isotomidae. Gene Ontology annotation, molecular function: G protein-coupled receptor activity. The record is from RefSeq and is a predicted model, not a curated record.